AUGGAUCUGCCGUUAAACAUUGACCAGCUCACGGCCCCACCGCAGCUGGACAAACCACCAUUGUCACCAUCGGUGGUGGUCGCUUCUCCCGCUUCGAUCCCGUGUUCUAUUCAUCCACUACCAACAGCAGCCGUGGAUGCAGAGACGUCCUCCUCUCCUCGUGAAGGGGAAGGAGUAUCGCAGCCCCCUCCACUGGACGAGACUGGCAAUGAUGAGCACUUGACCAUUGAAGACCUCUUUGGUGACUUGUUCGAGGUGGGGGAUCAUCGGCCGGUAGACCCUGCGUUGCUCGACACACGUAAGGUGCUUUUGAGCCUUUUCGGCGACCACGUUCGCGAGGAGGAUGUCGACUUUGAGGAUGAAAAGCAAGUCACACUGGCCAAGGAAGUGGCCGACAAUAAGGCGGAAGCUCGGUUUGCUGCGGUGGAAAAGUGCUUUGGGGAGGCAGGUGCAGCUGCUUUAGAAGAUCAGUGCGUUGAGCCCUUUGGAUGUCUGCGGUCAUCGCUUCCGGCCGUGCCGGAUCUCGGCCCACAUGAAGAACUUUGGCUCGCAGACAUGCCCAAAAUUGCUCCCAAUCGCCAAACACUUCACAUGGAACCGCAACCAUUUCUUCCCUCACAAUGCAAACCGCUCAACAGCACGGACCGCAUGCUGUUCACAACGCAGAACGUUGUACGAUGGGCACAUCACAAGGGAACGAACACGUUCAUGAGCAACGCUCGCGUCGUGCGCUGGAGUGACGGUAGUGUGACCUUACACGUGGGUAGUGAUUUGUUUACCUUGCAACACUCAAAGGAAAGCGCCGUUACGAUGCUUGCGGGCCCUGUUGUUGUGCAUAAGGGCACUGUUGGGGUUCCCGCAAUGGUAUCGGCACUCAAUCCAGAAAAGCACCUUGUGGUGGAGGGUGCUUCUGCAUCCUCAAUUGAAGAGGCUGUGAUUGCUGAGAAUGCACGAUUCCGCUCUGUUUCCAAGCGACACAGCCUUGCCUACAGCGCACCGGCGUUACCUAACAUCAAUUGGAAGAUGACAACAGCACGCACUACCAUUGAAGAGUAUGUUAUGAAGGAAUACAACCGUCGGCAGAAACUUAUUGAACAACGUAAGAGAGAGGGACGUCCCAUGACGUUGACGGAGCAAAUGGAAAUGGAAAACGAGCUACUACAACGGCUGAAGACUAUCAGUGCAGAGGAAUUGCUGGAACAACAGCAAGAGCAACAACGGGAAGCUGCUCUACGUUCUGCGAUUCGUCAGCAACCCCAUAGUCGCGGUCGUUUUGAGCGCGCUACAACCCUCGAAGGUGGAGGAGACGUGGCUGCCAAUAGCUACGGGAGAGGUGCUCUGGGCGGAAGCUACGAAGAAGAAGAGGGGGACGGUGAUGCCGAUGAUGACACGUACGAGGUGAUGUUGGAGCGGAUGCAGAAAAAACGUAGGCGGGAGGACGACGCCGACAAUGUCGCGCGUCUGCAUCGCAUUCACCAACGGGAGGAUGCGCAGGUGGCGCGGUACGGACCUCUAAUUGAGGCCUUGCGUGGCAUCGUCCCACAUCUUCCCUCGGGGACAACGGCGCUCGGCGCGGUGCAGGGCACUCUGGAUUUCUUGGGAACAGGCGCCUUCUCCGCCGCCGUGGUCGAGAAGGAGGUGCCGCUGAUGAUGGAGGAGGUUGCUGAUGAGUGUCCUGAUGUGGAUCUUACUGCUGUGCGGAACGAGCUUCAGAAGUUGUUCCCGUGA
This is a messenger RNA of Trypanosoma rangeli, 1728 nucleotides long. RefSeq lists its product as uncharacterized. The record is from RefSeq and is a predicted model, not a curated record. Gene Ontology annotation, cellular component: nucleus; Cdc73/Paf1 complex. The transcript has a single exon. Lineage: Eukaryota; Euglenozoa; Kinetoplastea; Trypanosomatida; Trypanosomatidae. Gene Ontology annotation, molecular function: RNA polymerase II C-terminal domain phosphoserine binding. The coding region runs from base 1 to 1728 and encodes 575 amino acids. Gene Ontology annotation, biological process: transcription elongation by RNA polymerase II; positive regulation of transcription elongation by RNA polymerase II.